Molecule: messenger RNA, 804 nt
Organism: Penicillium brasilianum
Lineage: Eukaryota; Fungi; Ascomycota; Eurotiomycetes; Eurotiales; Aspergillaceae
Source: the annotation of a GenBank genome assembly
AUGCCAUUCGUACAAGCAGGCUCCCAUAGCCUACACUACACGGAUUCCCACCCGACCGGGGCACCGACACCUUCCGGGCUGACCUUCAUUUUCAUCCAUGGCCUGGGCUCCUCGCAAAAUUACUAUUUCCCCGUCAUUCCACAUAUCACCCCGAAGCACCGCUGCAUCACCAUCGAUACCUACGGCGCCGCGCGCUCCCCGUACACCGGUGAUACGGUCUCGAUCCCCGGUAUCGCGGAGGAUGUUAUCGGUGUGCUGGACGCGCUGAACGUAGCCCAGGCGGUGGUUGUCGGCCACUCUAUGGGUGGGCUAGUCGUGAUCGAGCUGGGGGCCAGAUAUCCGGACCGUGUGCUGGGCGUUGUGCCCAUUGGGCCGACCCAUCCGUCGGAAAUGUUGGUGUCGGUUAUGGGGAAGAGGGCGGAGACGGUGCUGGAAGCCGGAAUGGAACCAAUGGCCAAUACCAUCCCCUCUGCCGCCGUCGGAUCCCGCAGCACCCCUCUGCAACGCGCCUUUAUCCGCGAACUGCUUCUAGGCCAGUGCCCCGAGGGCUAUGCCGCUCUCUGUCGCGCUAUUGCCAGUGCGCAGGUUCCAGACUAUGCUGCAGUUCGUGCGCCGUUCCUGCUUAUUGCGGGUGAGGAGGAUAAGUCGGCGUCUAUGGAAGGGUGUCAGUAUAUUUUUGAGCACGUGUCGAGUCAGAGCAAGUCGAUGGAGGUUUUGGAGGGGGUUGGGCAUUGGCAUUGCAUUGAGGCUCCCGAUGAUGUUGGGAGGUUGAUUGCGCAGUUCGCUGAGGGUAUUGUCGCUUAA